UGGGCUCAUGGCGCCUCGGUGCUUGAAAAAUGUGCAGAAAAGGGUGAAACAAUCUUCACUUGUUUAGUGGGGCCCAUUUUACACCGUCUCGUGUUUUGAAAACCUUGAGAAAACUUCGGAGAAAAGGCCAACGAGUGAGCAAGAGACGAGAGAAGGCAGCACGGAAGCCAAGCGAGACGACGUCAUCACCCGGCGCCGCUAUCUGAUUGGCUCAGCAGUGACUGCAAUUCCACAGCUCGGCCAACCCUCUUGGACACCUUGCUACUUUAAAGGACAGCAUCUCGUCCCUAUCACUCAUCAUUUAUCUUUGGUUUUCACUUAAGUUAGACUGAGUACAUCGUAGUCAUCAACAUUGGUAGCUUACUACGAGUCUUGAUCAGUCGUCGACAUCUAACUGAACGAUCAUUGAUAAGAUAACUAUUACUACACUGACUUCGACUUCAUCGUAAACACAGUGAUGGAUAUUGCUAGCGAGCACCAACAGAGCUCAGCAGCGUCUGCCUGGGUACGACCCGACGUGAGCCGACCCACGGGACUGGAGGCCCCUAACCCCAUGCUUACAGCGGACGCUGAUAUGGACAUGUUCUACAGAUCUACCCAGUCUGAUCGCUACUACGGUAACCAGGGCAUGCACGGCUAUGGCACAGGUAGCAGCCAGAUGACCCUCCCGCACUUCCCACCUCCCCUCCACCCCUGGCUUACCGACUCCACCAAGUCUGCCGUGGUACCACACGCUCACAGCGGGGCCUGGAUCAGCCCCUUCAGCAGCAGUAAGGCCCUGAGCCACCCCAGCCCCACCGCCCCUCUCUCCGUGCACAGCUCCUUGGCAGCCGCCCCCCACCACAACACAUCGUCAACCUUCAGUUUCCCGCCGACUCCGCCUAAAGACGUCACCCCUGACAUGCAGGCGUCUCCAGAAUACUCCCCCGAAAACAAACCAUCAAAGGCCGACGUUGGAGGCAGCCCAAACCACAUGUCCAGUGCAAUGUCCAGCAGUAGUACCAUGCCCACUAUGUCCAGUAUGGCCGGAUCCAUGCCCUCUCAUCCUAUGGCCACCUACCCUGCCUAUGUGACCGGGACAGACUAUGGAGCCAGUCUGGGGUUCCACUCCGCCGCCGCCAGUAUGUUCAAAGCCACCUCAGCCCUAGCUAGAGCAAGAAGCAAGACAAGAUCCAGCUCAGACGUGUUUCAACAGGACAGGGAGUCCGAUCUUUUCCAACCACAAUUUCACGAGUCUGAAGAGGGACGCGAGUGUGUAAACUGUGGGGCCACCUCCACCCCCCUGUGGCGACGUGACGGGACCGGUCACUACCUUUGCAACGCCUGCGGCUUGUAUCACAAAAUGAACGGACAGAACAGACCACUUAUUAAACCAAAAAGACGAUUGUCAGCUGCCAGAAGAGCAGGCACAAGCUGCGCUAACUGUGGCACGUCGACGACAACAUUGUGGAGAAGAAAUCAAAAUGGCGACCCUGUCUGCAACGCUUGCGGUCUCUACUACAAAUUGCACAAUGUCAAUCGCCCUUUGACAAUGAAGAAAGACGGCAUCCAAACUCGUAACAGAAAGAUGUCCACCAAGAGUAAAAAGAACAAACGCCUCAGCGGUUCCUCGAUGAGUGACCUCCUGAAACCCAUGGACAGCAAAUCUUUCUCUCCAUUCUCUCCACCAAACAUGACCCCUACCAUGCACACCCCCAUGCCGACGUACAUGCCUCAGACAUCCCUGGGGGGAUCCUACAUGACACCCCCCUCUCACCAGAUGGUCUCACACGGCGGGUUCAGCGGCUACUCUGCCGGUAGCUACGGAUACACUCAGCCAUCUUCUUACGGACUAUCAUCAGCCGGUUACCCGGGUCUCUCGUCAUCAGGACUAAAUCUCUCCACGAAUAUGGUGGGGGCCUUAGCAUAGGCCGUGAUUCUGAAGACUUUAUAAACUGUAACUACAGAAGGAUGUCUCUUCAGUAGAGCCAAGGUGAAGGUGCUACGUAAACUUUCUGCAGAAAUGUCAAGUUUUUUUUCUAGCAGCAUUAAAUAAACGGCGCGUCUGUCGUUUAUUAUGAUAUUACUCUAUUUAUUAUAUUUUUAACUGCCAAGUCACUGACGGAGUUUAGAAAGAUUAAAAGUUGGCUGUUAAGUUAAUUUUUCCUAGUGAUCAGUAGAACUGAAAGCUGGAUAUUAUUUAUGGUACAUAUAUAGGUACCGCGAGGGGCGCACUCCUAUCCCCGCACUGUUAAGACGCACAGGUUACACAUACCAUGAAAAAGACAAGGGUGUAUUAUUUGUGCUGCUGUAUUAUACUAGAAGUGGAGUUCCGCAUUGUGUACUCAAAUAACUGGUGCUAGUCCCAAACACGUACACUGUGCAACAGUAGAAAAAUAUCGGUAACUUAUUUUUGUCUUUAAAGUGUAUUUAACAAGUGGAAAAUUAGAGGGGGUGUGAGGAGAUCAUAGUUUUUUGCUUGUUCAAAAUAUGCUAAGUGACGGUUAGGUUAAUACCUGAAGCGUCCUUCAGGUAGCUUCAGACCACAGAGGGGAGGAAGGGAGUGACUGUUCAGGUAAAACCUGGUGCCUGUCCUACUACGCCAAAGUUAAAGUGACAAAAGUAAAGAAUCACCUCAGGCUCCAUAUUAGAAUGACACACACGAAAAACUAGUCAUUUUAAAAUAUCAUGUUGUGCUUAAGUGACACGGUGAGGGUCGGGAGGGGGGGGGAGGAGAGACAAGAGGGGCUGUAAAUCUUUAUUUAAUUUCCUCACUUUCAGGAAGAAAAUAUGUAAAAUAUUUUUCAGUGUCACUUUCUCCGAGCAUUUUUCAAGUGGACAUGGACUUUUUUGUACAGUUGUCUAAUAAGUAGUUGUAAUAAUGUAAAUUUAACUUACAUAUUUUAUUUAUAAAGCGUGUGAUCUCCAUUUUUGAACAGGAGAAGUAAAUAUUUGUGUCAAGUUUCAUUGUAAAUAGUGUUAUUGUAAGUAGUUUUUAUGUCUGAUAUUUUUUAAUGGAAUUUGGAAUGAAGGGCAUUUUAUUCUGAA
Molecule: messenger RNA, 3027 nt
Organism: Lingula anatina
Lineage: Eukaryota; Metazoa; Brachiopoda; Lingulata; Lingulida; Lingulidae
Product: GATA-binding factor 3
Biological process (GO): cell fate commitment; positive regulation of transcription by RNA polymerase II; negative regulation of transcription by RNA polymerase II
Cellular component (GO): nucleus
Molecular function (GO): zinc ion binding; DNA-binding transcription factor activity, RNA polymerase II-specific; RNA polymerase II cis-regulatory region sequence-specific DNA binding
Source: RefSeq, a predicted model, not a curated record